UCCUUCUCGUCACUGCUCGUCUUAUGCUGCAGUGUUAGCCCAAGCGCUGCAGUAAGCGAGAGAGCGAGAGGGAGCGAGAGAGAGUGAAAGAGGAGUGAGAGCACACUGUGCACUUGGGUUGACAUCUUGCGAGGAGGGUGAGGCCGGCGUUUCUUAAAUGGAUCUUCUUCCGAGGCGACGAUGACUCCAUGCGAAUGAUGUCACGCUCUGACACGGUGCUGCAGUCGUUCAAAGCGAGAGCGCAAAUGAUGUUUGCGACCCCCCAUCAUAUGAAAGACGUGCAGCUAUUGUUGCGGAAAGCUGGGCUGUACUGCGUAGCGUAGCUGUUCUUUUUGCGUGGAGAGAGAGAGUGUGAGGAGUAUAGUCCUGUGGUGGUGUUUUUUUUAUUUCUUUUCUUCUUCUUCUUCUUCUUCUUCUCCUUCUUAUUUUUAUCAUGCAGAGAUCUUUGUUGAAUUGGCAUUUGCAGGUGGGGAGUUUGGAGUCGAGAGCAGUUUUUUAGCGAGAUCGUUGCGUCGUUUGUUGUUUUUGUAGCUUAUGCCCUGCUGGUCAUCCUCCAGUGUAAUUUUUUAUUCGUUUUUUAUUUAUUUUGUUGUUUUGGCUGUUAUGUUGAGAAAGAAAUUCGAGUUUUUUUAUUUUUUUAUUUUUUUAUUUUUUAUAUAGCUUCGGGUCAUUUUAGCAUUCUUUCGGCUACUGUGAUUGUCAUCGCACGAGAGUAGUGGUUCCCGAACUCAGUGGCUGUUAUUCAAUGUUCCUCCGAGGUGAAAAUCGUCAAGUCGACAAGGCAUGGUGCUCAACUGUGGAACGACGCCAUAGCCUGAGUUCUUGCACUCUUUGGUGGUGUCUUCAGGUGCACGCAUUCCCUUGGACCGACUUAAACGACGAGUAUUCUCGUUUCGACCUGUGAAUCGCUUUUGAGGAACAAGGACUAGACUCCUUAUGUUCGGUUUAGAACGAGCUUUGCUGCAAUGGGGGUCGACAUGCUCGUAGCUCCCGACAGGUGCAGGGUCGUUUUUGCAGCCUGAUGAUACCUUCGCGUCUGGAAUCUACUUACAUUGCGUAUUGAAGAGGCAGCAGCUGCUGCUGCUAAGGUUGCUAACACAAUGCGAAACCACGGAUGGGAGCUGCCGUAUCAUCCUCUCCAGCGAUUAUCUUUAUACCGUUACUCCCAUGUUUUCUUCCUGGAAAGGAAAUGUAGAAAUAGUAGUUUCUGGACAAAUUUCAACAUGGAGAGUGAGAGCUUCUUGUUUAAAGACAUUCAGGAAUUUACGAUUACAGUCUUUGUGCAAAAUUUUGACUGUGGCAGUUGCAGUGUUUUCGGGACUCUCCUUCUCCUUCUACGUCUUUUUCAUACCUUUCGUUGGAAGUAGUGUCCUGAAAUUUCACAUCUACGCAGCCUUCUCCCCUGUGGUUCUAGCAGUCUUUAUUCUAUAUGUGAGAUGCGCUGGUUGUGAUCCAGCUGACCCAGGGGUGCACAAGUCCAAACACGCUGCGAGGGCUAAUCAGCGGGCAGCGCUGAAGGCUAAGGAAUUAUCACUCUCUAAUAUUGACACUUGCUUCGAACAUCCAAAUGAAGACUCUGAUAGAAAUCCGUCAUCCGUUAAAGCUUCGAAAAAUGAAGAACCGAGUCCAAGCGCCGGUGCACCUUGUCUGUAUUUUCCGUUUGCCUGCUUUAAAAGAGAUGAUUCAGAAACGCUAGCUAUUGGAGAGCAAUUAUUGUAUUGCAGCAUAUGUGAAGCUGAGAUAUCAAAGAAUAGCAAGCACUGCAGAGCUUGUGACAAGUGCGUGUAUGAAUUCGAUCAUCAUUGUCGGUGGCUCAACAACUGCGUAGGACGGAGGAAUUACAGGACCUUCGUCAGCCUCAUGGUGGCUUGUCUAUUGCUGCUAGUAAUCGUCUGGACCACUGGAAUCGGUGUCCUUGUCCGCUGCUUUUCACAGAAGGCAAUCUUUGAAAAGGAGAUAAUUCACAGUCUCGGCAGUAGCUUCUCUCGAGUACCUUACAUCAUCGUUGUGGUGUUGCUGUCUCUGUUGGCCAUGUUAGGAACGGUCCCCUUGGGCCAAUUAUUCUUUUUCCACCUCAUUCUGAUACACAAGGGAAUUACGACGUAUGAUUACAUCCUGGCAGUAAGAGAACAAGGAAUAGAACAAGAGAUUACAGAAGGUGAUGGAUUCAACAGCUUGACCUCAUCACCCGCAAGUUCCAAUGCAACAGGGAUUAGUGGUUACAGCUCAGCUGGGGCUCUGGCUCUGCACAAGGGUGUCUUUUGUACACCACCUCGCAUGUUUGUUGAACAUCAGCAGAAGGUUAUGGCCUUCAGUGGGGACUUGGAGUCUUCUGGUGCAAAAGUUUCUGUGAAGGGAAUCGGUGCAGCAGCUCCGCAGACUUAUAGAAAGGUUUCAGUGGGGAUCAACCCUUGGAAACUGGCACGUAUGAAUGCCGAGGAAGCUACCAAGGCAGCCACUCAAGCGAGGGAAAACUCCACCAUCUUACGGUCAAUUAUACACUCCAAAGACCCCUCUCAAGUCAUAGAGGCUGAAGACAGCAGUCUUGAGAGUUCUCAUAAUGUGAGCGGCGAGAUCACUCUCGCUGGAAACAGACGCAACCGCCGAAAGCACCAUGAUUUGGCUUAUCUCACGGGGAAAGAGAGAUGGUUGUCGAUGAAAGAUCGGCUUGGCAAGAACGUCCUUACUCAUAGUAGACCAGGAAUUUUAACAGCGAGUUACGUAUCUAAUGGCAGCCCUCAAUCCUUGGUACUCCCUCGUGCAUUAGAUGCGAGGAAUGGUUUCCGGUGCAGUCCAAGUAGGUUUUCUGGAGAGAUGAGAGUCUUCUAUCCUGGUAGCUCGUAUCCCGGGAGUUCUUAUCCCGGGAGCCAAUUGACGUCUCCCGAAAUCUUUCAGGGAUCGCCUGACCUACGUACAAUUCGUAAACCAGCUCUUGAUGUUGAGAGGCCAGCACCUAUUGCCAAAAAGAAAUCUUCAAUUGAGAAGUUGUUGCAUAGGGCACACAAUGAUGGCUACGAUGCAUCUACAGGUGAAAGUGGCGAUGAAAAUUGUGGGCAUGAUUUACAAGGGUUAAUACAAAGUCUAAAGAGUAGCAGUUUGGAUACCUCUGUCGUUAACCCGAGUGAGAAAGUUUCCGUCUGGGAGGAUGGCAGUCAAGAGAAAUUUAAACCUCGAACUAGCCUAGGGUCCAGAAGUUUGGGUUCCCGAGGAUCCAGGAGCUCUGGAAGAGAUAGCACCGAAGGAAGCUCUGGAUCCAGAGUCGAGGCCAACAUUCUCAAACACGUAAGGAAAGAAUGGCCAGAACUAAGAGACAGGCUUUCGCUCUCUCCCGAUGAUAAUUGCGUCAUGUUUCCUUCGCCAUUCGACUGCCAGAUUCUCGACUCUCUAGAACCAAUACCAACAAAAGCAAUUACCACACGCAAUAUGGUGUCGGGAGAUACUUCUCUAACGCCUGGUGAAUUGGGUCCAACCAAGAAGCUCAAGGAAAGCUUAAUCAUGGGAAAGAAGAGUAAUAAGCGCUGGGGUAAACUCUCUGAGACCACUGGAUGGGAUGCAAGAGAUUGAUAAUUUGCACUCUUGCAAUUCAGCUUCUACGUGCUCCACUUCAGGUCCCUUCACAACUGCAUCCUCCGAAGAGAAACAUGAGGCGUAUGAAUUUCAUGGCUUCAACAGGCCAACUAGCGUUGGCUCAUGGUGCAAUCAGUUCUGUGUCAAAACAGGACCAAAAAAGUAACUUUCUGUAAUUCUCCUCCAUGAGAAAUUUUACGGCGCGGUUACCAUUUGUUGAUAUUUGCUUCUUUCUCUGAGAGUCUGCACUGUUAGCCACUGUCCACCCGUAUUAAUUGCCCUGCAUUGUCAAGCGGCAUCUGUUCAUAAUGGGGCAGGUUGCCUACCUCCUCUGAUGUUAAUCCGACUGGCUUUCGCAUUUGAAUGGUUACACUAGAGAGUGCAUCUACUGCUCUGCCCUCUUUUGUGAUCAGACUCCUCACCGACGUUACUCCUACUGUAGAAGAUUUUUCCAAGACAUUCAAAUAUCUGCACAUUUUGUAAUCACCAUGAGGCUCCUGUGCACAUGAUUACCUUAAUUUAUUGCUCUUAGCAGAUGACAUGUUCAGAUAAGGGCCAAGAGUCAUUUACAACUUCAUUUAGAGUCAA
This is a messenger RNA of Physcomitrium patens, 4155 nucleotides long. The record is from RefSeq and is a predicted model, not a curated record. NCBI's taxonomy places the organism in Eukaryota, Viridiplantae, Streptophyta, Bryopsida, Funariales, Funariaceae.